Schizophyllum commune H4-8 is the source of this 3301-nucleotide messenger RNA. RefSeq lists its product as uncharacterized. The record is from RefSeq and is a predicted model, not a curated record. The transcript has 4 exons. The coding region runs from base 132 to 2861 and encodes 909 amino acids. Lineage: Eukaryota; Fungi; Basidiomycota; Agaricomycetes; Agaricales; Schizophyllaceae. Gene Ontology annotation, biological process: cellular response to glucose starvation; protein catabolic process in the vacuole.
CUUUUAUUUGCAAAUUCGCUUUCUUGCCAGCUUCCUCGACCUUUUAUCGCAUCCCCGCCGCCGACAACGUUGCCCACGACAUGCUCGAAGCGUAGAACGCCUUCGACAUCGACGAGCACAACUUGUAUCUAAUGGCCGCGUACCUUCCCCUCCUAGUCGGCUCUGUCGCCAACAACAACGCCAUCUCCGAUGACUCCUCCGUCACCACCCAGCCCAGAGGCCAGGUAGACUAUCUCUCCCACCAAUGGCUCGAGGAGGACGUGUGGAAGUCAUGGCGGAACAUGACGAAGCAGAAGAACGAGAUUGCGAACGGCGCGCGUCUCGAGAACGCGAGCUGGAGAACCUGGUGGAAGCAGAGGAAUGGGUUGAAGACGAUCAGCCCAGAGACGCUCAACUGGCUGAAGGACUCGGAUGUCACAUGGCUCUAUGGUCCGCUUCACACGGCCGUCGAGUGGACGCCCCCGCCAAAGCCCAAGCCAGAUCCCACAUCUGUCGACGACAGAGCCGCUGCUUCCGCUCAUGACCGUCUCAACCUCUCCUCGCCGUAUAUUCGGCAUAAACCUAUUUUGAAGCACCGCAGUAUAUCGGAGCUUCUGACGAGCGAACUUCCCGCCAGCCCCCUCUUCAGUCCCGCCGAGAGCGAGGACGAGGGUGAGGGCAAGCUGGGCGCAGGGCACAACGGUCACCUGGACACCGUUCCCGAAGCCGAGGAGGAGGACGACUCCUCGAAGCGCCCCUCGCUCAUGUACACGAAGUCUGAUUCGCACAUUGCGAAGUGGCCUGAUCGCACGUUCCGCAAGGACUCCCCUCCUCGAGUCCCUCCCCCCAAUCACCCGUCGGAGCAUGAGCAACGCCCGACUCACCACCUCUACUCUCAUAACAGCGAUCCUUCCAAGCAGAAGAAGCAUAUCAGCUUCAACACCUUCGUCGAGCAGUGCAUAGCUAUCGACAAACCCUCCGAGCCUGGAUCGACACCCAUCGAUAGCGCAGCACCGACCGAAGUCGUCCUCGGCUCUGACGCAUGGCGGCACAAGGCUGGUCUCAACAAGGCACAUUGGGUUGGCUAUGACGAGUACGACGACGAAGACGACGAAGAUGAUGAUGGCGAGGGCUCUCCCUGGGACAACACUAACGAGAGCGCUAUCGGCAGUGACGAAUCCGACGAGGAUGACGAGGGUUUCAUCCAGAUGCGCGGAUCAUCGUAUCAUCAGGCGCCCAACAAGCCGCGGUCCAAGUCCAAGACAUCGGACUCCUCUGCAUCCACGUCCUCGUCGUCGUCCACGGGCUCUCGCCCACGGCGCAAGUCGUCAUCCGGAAACCGCCUGGCGCCUUCCUUCCACCGCGCUAAUGGCCGUAAACCGACUCUGGAAGAGCCCAAGCCGCCCGUUCACGUCACUAUAGCGCCUAUUGCCCCGACGAUGCUCAAAGUCGGCAAGGAGCCCGAGGACAGCGUGAACGGCUGGACCGAGGGCCUCGGCGAUGACGGCGACGACGACAGCGGUUACAAGUAUUACGGCAAAUGGUCGCCGAACAAUCACAGCGAUGUCAACGCGCCCGUCGAGUUGGUCUACGCUCCGCCAAAUGGCAGGCAAGCUGACCAGUUUGACGCUGUCGAGAGCCCUACGCCGCGUGUCGGAUUUGGGCCGCACAGCGCGGUCGCUCAGGAUGAGGGCGCGGAGGAGGAGCGCGUCGACGAUGUGGACGUGCGCGAGGACAAUGGGCCAGAGGACGCAGGCGCGCACAAUGUAGGCGUGCGCCAGGUCGUGCCCGUCGUGACCAGGACAUCCCCCACGACGGUGUCACGAGAUUUGGAGGACGAGGACUUGCGGGAGGAGGACGCAUACGAGUACUUCUCGAGCCCAGACAUGGGUUCGUCGGAGGACUUCGGUGCGAGGAGGAGUACGCGUGGGGGGAGGGAGGAAAGGCGGGAGAAGAAGCAGGAGAUAGAGGAGGUUCCCAGAGGACGUUCGCGUUCACGUUCAAGAUCAAGAACACCGUCGCCGCAGCUAGUCUCGCCAUCGUCGAAGGCAGAUGUCUUAAUACCACGAUCAUCAUCCGGAUCGUCUCUACUUCCGCCAACUGUACGCGGCCGGCCGACAUCACCAACACAUUCUACACCCAGCCGCGGGCGGUCAUCCACUCGGACGUCUUCAUCACUUUCGGACCGUGGCUCGCCGAUUGGCAGCAUUGGAAGCUGUAGCUCGAGUAGUUUGUCUCCUGAAGGCAUUACGUCCCCAGGCAGCGCUUACGCGAACGGCCGUUCGAACGGACGAGAACGAGAACGAGGGCGGGAUCGGUCGGGCAAGCGCUUGAACUCUAGUUUGAGCCCUGGCUCCCCGGACCCGGUUGAUGGGACGCGCGUCAGCCUCGAUGCGGUAGCGGCCAGCGCGGUGGCGGACAAGAACUCGAGCAACAGCACGAUCAACGGCAACGCGAGCGACACUACGAUCAACACGCCGGUUGCGCAGACUGGUCACAACGAGGUGCAGGCGAAGACCAAUGGGGUCCCCAGCGGUAUCACGAAGUCACGACCCGUUGUCGCCCCGUCCACGCCUGCGCCCACGUCACCUACGCGCACGCAUGCGAAGUCGUUUAGCGUCUCGCUGCCUGUUGUCUCGACGAGUACGACACCGCCAUCGAAGAGUCCUGAAGACUCUCCUAUACGUCGUUCACCGUCCUCGCCUUCGUCUCCCGAUCACGUCAAGUCGUCCAGCGUCAACGCCCUUCAGCACAAUAUGGACCACGAAGGCGGUAUCGUGGGUCGCGCCAUCGACGCCGUCUCGCACGCCGGUGCUUUCCUCGGGUUAUGGCACAAUCAUCACCACAACCACCACGCUACGCAGGGCUCGCAGGCCCACUGAGGGGCUGCUCUGGCGUAUUGUAGGUCGGCUUAUUCACUAUUUAUCUUCCUCGCAUGCACUACACCCGGCACCGUCCACACGGUGUCGGACCCCACCCCACCACCAUUUACGUGUAAUUCCUACCGUCUUCCAUACGCCUUGUCUCACCCCUUCUCGCUUGCACCUUUGCCUCAUCUGUUCUGGACCGCGUGGUGGCAUUUGGCCCGUGUUCGUCGUCUGCAGCCUCGAGUUCGUCGGGACAUCGUAUGAUACUAAUGUCCAUUAGUGUACAUAAUUGCUUGGCUUCGCAGUUCGCAGCUUAUAUCCCCCCUGCUUUUGACUACCAAUCUCACUUUCAAUCGUCUCACUCGCAUUGCCUACUCGCCUGAACAUUCGCGUACAAUACCUCGUGUGGUACCAUUGAUUCGCGAGCUCGCCAAUAGAUUGCAUGGUUUGCAUGA